CUGCGCCUCUACUUUGAGCAUUAGGUCAGUUCUGCAGGAGGUUCUGUACGUGGCAGCGUCUAAAAUCCCUCUAAGUCCUGUCCAUAACGCCAGAGUUUUUGGUGUUACUGUGUAUUGACACCGUGCAGUGGAGUUCCUCUUCAAAGUUCGUAAAAAAAUAAGGGAGGCGAAAUGGUGAGAUUGCUUUCUGCCUUUUGCUGGGCUCUGCUCUCCUGCUACUGCUCCAUGACACAGGCAGAGAUUUUCACUUCUAUAGGUCAAAUGACAGACUUGGUCUACACAGAAAAAGAGCUGGUCCAGUCUCUGAGGGAGUAUAUAAAAGCAGAGGAGUCCAAAUUGGCUGCAAUUAAGAGCUGGGCCAACAAACUGGACACUCUGACCAGAAUGUCCACAUCUGAUCCAGAGGGAUAUCUGGCCCAUCCAGUCAAUGCUUACAAACUGAUGAAGAGACUCAAUACAGAGUGGUCUGAAGUGGAGAGUCUGGUGCUUCAGAACCCUUCUGAUGGAUUCAUUUCCAACAUGUCCAUGCACAGACAGUACUUCCCAGAUAAGGAAGAUGAAACAGGUGCAGCCAAGGCAUUGAUGCGUCUUCAGGACACGUACCAACUGGAUUCUGAAGCCUUCUCACGGGGGAAGCUGCCAGGCGUACACUCCAGUGCCAUGUUAACAGUUGACGACUGCUUUGAUAUGGGGAAAACAGCCUACAACGAAGCUGAUUAUUAUCACGCUGUGCUGUGGAUGCAGCAGUCCUUAAAGCAGCUGGAUGCUGGCGAGGAUUCUGUGGUUUCCAAGGCGGAUAUUUUGGAUUACCUCAGCUACUCUGUUUACCAAAUGGGUGACCUGCCUCGAGCCAUUGAGCUGACCAGACGGCUGGUGGCAGUAGAUUCCAGCCAUGACAGGGCAGGAGGAAACCUUCGCUAUUAUGAACGGUUACUGUCCAAGCAGCUCACAGAACAGAACCAGUCUUACCAGCCUGCAUCUGAAGAACCCAUUCAGCUGGGAACUUACUCCAGACCCCAAGACCACCUCCCUGAGAGAGAGAUCUAUGAAGCUCUGUGCAGAGGAGAGGGUGUCCAACUGACCGAAGCCAGGCGCAGUCGCUUGUCCUGUCGCUACAGGGACGGGAACCAUAAUCCUCUUCUCUUGCUCAGGAAGGAGGAGGAUGAGUGGGACAGUCCCCGCAUUGUACGCUACCUUAGCUUCCUUUCAGAUGAGGAGAUAGAAACAAUAAAGGAACUGGCUAAACCCAGGCUUGCCAGGGCUACUGUUCGUGAUCCUAAAACGGGAGUCCUGACCACAGCUAACUACAGGGUGUCUAAAAGUGCAUGGUUAGAGGGAGAAGACGAUCCUGUCAUUGCCAGAGUCAAUCAGAGAAUACAGGACCUAACAGGACUCACAGUCGAAACUGCAGAGUUACUACAAGUUGCAAAUUACGGAGUUGGAGGACAGUAUGAGCCACAUUUUGACUUUUCCAGGCGUCCAUUUGACAGCAACCUCAAGAAAGAUGAGCCAGAUGCCUUCAAAAGAUUAGGCACUGGAAAUCGUAUGGCAACUUUGUUGAACUACAUGAGUGACGUUGAGGCAGGGGGCGCUACUGUCUUCCCUGACUUUGGAGCAGCAAUCAGACCCAGAAAGGGGACAGCAGUUUUUUGGUACAACCUAUUCAGAAGUGGGGAGGGAGACUAUCGAACAAGACAUGCAGCCUGUCCAGUCUUAGUAGGAAGUAAAUGGGUGUCAAACAAGUGGAUUCAUGAGAGAGGACAAGAGUUCUUGAGACCGUGUGGCCUGACAGAAGUGGACUGAACACCAGUGAAAAGUCAAACAUACAAAAUCCCCAUGGUCUUAAAUCUAUUUCACUAGUUUACCUUUUAACAUUCUACAACACUCCAGUUACUGCUCACUUCCUCUGCAGUCUGCACAAUUAAGAUCUGGUUCAUUUUUCCUUUUCUUUUUUGUCUUUUUUUUUUAAUGUGCAUCUCAGCUAUUAGUCUUACUAUUUCCACGCUAUCUUCUUAAUAAGUAUGACAAAAUAUCGACUGUGAAGAUUCUCUCAUUUAAACAAAAAGAAUUUUGGCAAGGUGAUUAGAGAUUGUAGUUUUUAAGAUUAUUAAAUAGAUGAUCAUCAUUUUGGUUAUCAGGACAAAAUGCUCAGAAAAUCUGACCUUACCCUUAUUUUUUUUACUAGUUUGUUGGGUUUUUUUUUAAAUUAAUCCACAGUGCUGAAUUCAUAUGUUUAAAUGCAUUCUCCAGACAUGAGAUUAAAUUGUUCAAAACAUCUCCAGAACAUUUCUAUUUAUAUAGUGUUUAAAUUAUUAUGUUGUCACGUUGUGUGCUGUCUACCGGAUGGCAACAUGGUCAAUAAACAAUGACUUGUCAUAAA
Molecule: messenger RNA, 2380 nt
Organism: Cynoglossus semilaevis (tongue sole)
Lineage: Eukaryota; Metazoa; Chordata; Actinopteri; Pleuronectiformes; Cynoglossidae
Gene: p4ha2
Product: procollagen-proline, 2-oxoglutarate 4-dioxygenase (proline 4-hydroxylase), alpha polypeptide 2
Biological process (GO): peptidyl-proline hydroxylation to 4-hydroxy-L-proline
Cellular component (GO): endoplasmic reticulum
Molecular function (GO): iron ion binding; L-ascorbic acid binding; protein binding
Source: RefSeq, a predicted model, not a curated record